GCGUUGCAAUCAUUCGGAAUCUUCGGAAUGGUGAUGCUCUGUGCAAAAGUGAAAAGUUUUACGAAAAUGACGACGGAAGUUUAAUUCUAGUGUGAUUAGGUGUAAUUUUUUGAUUUCGAGCGAAUUUGCUGCGUACCAGUUGAUUUCCAGCGCAGUUACUAUUGUGGUGAAGGUUUAUAAAAUUAUCCUGUAAAGAGCAAACAAUCAAUCAUGUCGUCGUCGGCGAUUUUUAUCCUGGACGCCAAAGGCAAAGUGCUCAUUUCCCGCAACUACCGCGGUCACAUCGAUAUGGGUGUUAUCGACAAGUUCAUGCCGCUCUUGAUGGAAAAGGAGGAGGAGGGUUUGAUAACACCAAUAUUGCAGACACCGGAAUGUACCUUCGCGUACGUGAAGACUAACAAUCUCUAUCUGGUGUCGGUGACUCGCAGCAACGCGAAUAUCGCGCUGGUAUUUGUAUUCCUCCAUAAGGUGGUGCAAGUUUUUACCGAAUAUUUCAAAGAACUAGAGGAGGAAAGUAUUCGGGACAAUUUUGUCGUCAUUUACGAGCUGCUGGAUGAGCUGAUCGAUUUUGGCUAUCCACAAACCACGGAUAGUAAAAUUUUACAGGAAUACAUAACACAAGAAGGACAUAAGUUAGAAAUUCAACCUCGAAUUCCAAUGGCAGUCACGAACGCCGUGUCGUGGCGUUCUGAGGGUAUUAAGUAUCGAAAAAAUGAGGUAUUCCUCGAUGUUAUCGAAAGCGUCAACUUGCUGGCAAAUGCAAACGGAAAUGUGCUCCGCAGUGAGAUAGUAGGAGCUAUCAAGAUGCGUGUUUACUUGUCCGGAAUGCCGGAGCUGCGACUGGGUUUGAACGAUAAAGUUCUGUUCGAGAGCACCGGUCGCGGCAAGUCCAAAUCGGUCGAGCUGGAGGACGUUAAAUUUCAUCAGUGCGUGCGGUUGUCACGUUUUGAAAACGAUCGGACAAUUUCGUUCAUUCCUCCGGACGGUGAGUUCGAGCUGAUGUCCUACCGGCUGAACACGCAUGUGAAGCCGCUGAUUUGGAUCGAAUCCGUUAUCGAGCGACACGCCCAUAGCCGGGUGGAGUACAUGAUAAAGGCGAAGUCGCAGUUUAAGCGCCGAUCCACGGCGAACAACGUGGAAAUUGUCAUUCCCGUUCCAGCGGAUGCUGAUUCGCCCAAGUUCAAAACUACGAUCGGCAGCGUUAAGUACGCUCCGGAGCAGAAUGCCAUCACCUGGACGAUCAAGUCAUUUCCGGGCGGUAAAGAGUAUUUGAUGCGGGCACACUUUGGACUGCCGAGCGUCGAAUGCGAGGACACAGAAGGCAAGCCACCGAUUCAAGUAAAGUUUGAAAUUCCGUACUUCACCACUUCCGGUAUUCAGGUCCGCUACUUAAAAAUCAUUGAGAAGAGCGGCUAUCAGGCACUACCGUGGGUUCGCUACAUCACCCAGAAUGGCGACUACCAACUGAGGACAAAUUAAGGGAAGCUGUCUGUGGUACCCAGCAAUGCAUGUUAAUUUUUGAAAAAUGAAACAAGAGGAGUGUACAUUUUAUAUUGCGACGAACGAAUGGGAAUAGUUUGACUAGUAGUAAUCGUAUCAAUAUUCAGCACAGCUCCCAUUCUAUUAUUUCGUUUCAGUUUUUCGUGUAGAUUCUGAAGUUAGAGAGUAGGCAAAAAAGGGCCUUCUAGUUAAAAUUAUCGGAAAAAGUAUUAAGAAUCAAAAAGAAAGUUUACCUAUUUUAUUUGUAAUUAAUAGACAUUCGAUUUAUGUUCCACAA
This is a messenger RNA of Wyeomyia smithii (pitcher-plant mosquito), 1777 nucleotides long. It is a transcript of the gene AP-1mu, whose product is annotated as AP-1 complex subunit mu-1. Lineage: Eukaryota; Metazoa; Arthropoda; Insecta; Diptera; Culicidae. Gene Ontology annotation, biological process: intracellular protein transport; vesicle-mediated transport. Gene Ontology annotation, molecular function: clathrin-cargo adaptor activity. The transcript has 4 exons. The record is from RefSeq and is a predicted model, not a curated record. Gene Ontology annotation, cellular component: clathrin-coated vesicle; clathrin adaptor complex. Bases 211 to 1479 code for a protein of 422 amino acids.